This is a messenger RNA of Neurospora crassa OR74A, 2440 nucleotides long. RefSeq lists its product as hypothetical. Gene Ontology annotation, molecular function: telomerase inhibitor activity; G-rich strand telomeric DNA binding. The record is from RefSeq and is a predicted model, not a curated record. Bases 1 to 2208 code for a protein of 735 amino acids. Gene Ontology annotation, cellular component: chromosome, telomeric region; nuclear telomere cap complex. The transcript is spliced from 2 exons. Lineage: Eukaryota; Fungi; Ascomycota; Sordariomycetes; Sordariales; Sordariaceae. Gene Ontology annotation, biological process: telomere capping; regulation of telomere maintenance via telomerase.
AUGAUGCGCCCGCUCAGAGACAGGAAACCGGCGGCCAAGGCAAAGCCACCACUUUUUCCGUCAACGCUCACACCCCUACGAGCCAUUCUCGACGAUGACGGUGAUGCCCAGCCCGGGUCCAUGGUCAAUGUCAUUGGUGUUCUUAAGGACUGCCGAGCACCCGUCGCGACACACGGAUCGGACUGGAAGUGCACCCUGACCAUAUCUGACCUGUCCAUUGAAGAUGAAUCGGCCGGAGUUGAGCUCGUCAUCUUCCGCCCCGAGGCACGGAUGCCCGAAGUCGGCGCCGGAGACGUGCUUGUUGUUCUAAGCGCAAAAGUUCAGAGGUUCAAGUCCAACCCAAAGUCUCUCAUCACCAGCAAGAUCACCACCGUUUGCGUUUACAAGGCAGCGACAAUACCCGUCUAUCCCGCUUCAGCACAGGUAGCACUCUUGCCCCCAAAGCAAGGUGAAAGCCACAAGCUGUUGAAGGAGGAACACCACCAGUAUGUGUCCUACUUAUACAACGUGAUCGACAAGUAUGACGUUCCCGACGAGGCCGAGUACCAGCAAAGGGUCAAAGUAUCCCUGAACGUCAAAGACAAGUUUAGUCUCUUGAAGGAUGUCACGGACGGCAACUUUUAUGACUUAAUCGGCCAAGUCGCCAAGGACCCUUAUACGGACGAAAUGGGCCGAAUCACCCUUUACCUCAGCGACUACACCGAAAACGACUUGUUUUUCCAUUAUACCUGGGAAGGGGUUAGAGACCUCGCAUCGGCAGCCAGACCAGCCGACGCCUAUCCCGAAGACAACAACCCAGAAGCUGCCCAACAGCACCCAUGGGUCGGCCCUUACGGAAAACGAACCAUCCAAAUAAGCUGCUACGAUGCGCAUGCCGACUUCAUCCGCGAAGCCGGCGUUUCAGCCGGCAUGUGGCUCUCGCUGCGCAACGUGCAAGUCAAGUUCGGCCGCAACGGCGCGCACCUUGAGGGCUUUCUCAGAGAGGAGCGCAACGCGUCCGCCCGGAAAGUCAACGUUGAGAUCCUCGACAUCGUCGCGCCUCACCCCAGCGUUACCAAAGCAAAAGUCGACUCGCGCCUGAAAGAGGCCGUCCGCCGCUGGCGCGAUUACUCCCGGGAGAAAAAGACGCAGAUCCUAGCGGUCAAGGCCGCGCAGGAGGCUGGGGCUAAGCGAAAAUUUGCUAGAGCCGGCAGCAGCGAUGAAUUGGAGAAGAAGGCGGUCGAGGAGCAAGAAAAGGUUGCCCUGGGUUUAAAUGAGCUUGUCACCUGCGAAGCGCACCCGAAGCCCGUGUCGACGCUUGCGUCUAUUCUCGAACCGGUCAUGUACGAGACAAUGGUCAAUGGCCAGCCCGUCAAGAUCCCGCUGCCGUUUACUAAUACCAAGUAUAAUGCUUGUGUCCGCGUCGUGGACUUCCACCCGUGCAACCUAGAAGAUUUUGCUUGUGGAAGGAAGUGGUCUGAGUUUGAUAUAUUGUCGGACAACGAUCACGAUGAUGACGAUGACGAGAGCGAUCAAGACAGCCUUAACUCAACCAUGGAUGCUUCAAACGAUGAAGACCAAGACAAAGGCCGAACGUGGGAAUGGCGCUUCGCCCUCCUCCUUGAGGACGCCAGCACCCCAUCAUUGCCCGCAACCGUAGCUGCGAUGGACAAAGACAAAAGUACACGGAAAUGUGACCGUGACCCCAAAACAAGAGCCAGGCUAUGGGUAACGGUGGAUAACACAGAAGCACAAUGUCUCACCGGUCUGGACGCCGUUAACCUCCGCCGAGACCCUCAUACUCUGGCUACGCUGCGGGAGAGGAUGUUUACUCUCUGGGGAAACCUGGAGGAGCUCAAGGCUGAUAAAGCUCGUGCAGCGGUCAAAAAAAGGGAGGAGAGAGACGAGGGCAAGGGGGAGGAUGAGGAUAUUAAUGGGAAUGGCAGGAUAACGAAAAAGCGCAAGGGAAAGAAGGCGACGGAGGUGGUACAAUUGGAGAAUUUGAAGCCGCCGCUUGAGGACUCAGAUGGCGAGCAGCAGCAGCAGCAGCAGCAGCAGCAUCAGCAGAAUCAAGGGGAAGAAGAGCUUUCUAACAAGCCGUUCAGUUGCUGUUUGAAGCAGUAUGGCGUUCGGGUGUCGGAGGACGAUGAUGGGCUGCCCAAGACGGAUGGAGCAGCCGGUGGGUGGGUGAGGGUGUUUGGGAUGUUUGGCACCAAGAUAUGUGUAUGAAUGGAUGAUAACUACUUGUUGAUCUAUAUCGAUCAAGCAAGACCAUUACGUGCCACUGUCUGUCGCAAUUAGCUUUGCUGUACGACUAAACAGAAGCACCCCAAAGUCACUUCCCACCAUGUCUGAACCCAUGACCACCGUAACCGCUUUUUUCGAAUCCAUUAUAAUAGCGACUCUAGGAACGGAGAGAGAGAGAGAGCAUGAUAAUGUACGAAACAAUUAAAGUCCUUGG